This is a messenger RNA of Sitodiplosis mosellana (orange wheat blossom midge), 3383 nucleotides long. Its product is annotated as glucose dehydrogenase [FAD, quinone]-like. Bases 563 to 3277 code for a protein of 904 amino acids. Gene Ontology annotation, molecular function: flavin adenine dinucleotide binding; oxidoreductase activity, acting on CH-OH group of donors. NCBI's taxonomy places the organism in Eukaryota, Metazoa, Arthropoda, Insecta, Diptera, Cecidomyiidae. The transcript has 6 exons. The record is from RefSeq and is a predicted model, not a curated record.
UUUUUUUUUUUGGUUCUGGAAAAAUUGCCCAUUUAGUUUGAUCCAGAAUGUGGUUUGGUAUGCGGCAUUGAAAAAUAUAUUAUUUUUUUUUGCGUUUAUUUCGUGAUUACUUAAUUCAAUAAUUUAUUUAUCCUGACUGGUGAACGAAUAACAAUAUCAAGCAAUCUUGAACAAGUUUGCAUGUGUUAUGAUCAAUCCGACCUCACACGAAUACAACACAGACACAAACACUUCUUUGUACUUGACACUGACGCAUAGUCCGCGUCGCAAAAACCGUGAUUGCACAAAAUAACAAUUUACAAACGCAACAAUAAUAAACAUAGACAAACCUGAAACCUAGGUACGAGAUAACGAGAUUCAAACAAUAUCGUUAAAGAUCCGGCUGUGCGUUUCAUUUGAAGUUCUACAGUGGUUUUGGUUGCGUGCAUUGUUUUCAUUCUUUCGUUCAAUACAUGUUUCGAUUGGAAGCGUUUAGUUUCUAACUAUUUUUUUUUAAUUCCCAAUCCAUGUGAAACAAAUAUUCAACGGAAUAAUUUGCAUAUUGUGUGACGAAGAGGAGAAGAUGAUUUCAAGUUGGUGUUUAACGGUUUUUCUGGUGUUUGGUCCGUUUGCGAUUUGCAUGGCUCAAGAUCAUACGUCUGAGCCGGAAACGUGCUCGUUGAUCGAAUCGGUGAAUAAGGUUCUAAAUAUAACGGCAACUAUUACAGCCGAAAUAGAAGCCACUCAAUUUAGAGAAAAUGCUCCGCUGAAGCUCGAAUAUGAUUUUGUGAUUAUUGGGUCUAGCCCCUCGGGAUGUGUGCUUGCAAAUAGACUGUCCGAGCGAAAUCAUAGUGUUUUAUUGUUAGAAGCUGGCUCUGCUGAAAAUCCCAUGAUUACCAACGUGCCAAUGGGUGCACCAAAUCUGCAGCUUAGCGAUUGGAAUUGGAACUAUGCCACGGAAGUGCAAGAAAAUGCGUGUUUGUCAAUGGAAGGUCAACGGUGCAAUUGGCCACAUGGUCGUGGUUUAGGUGGCAGCUCAAUAAUCAAUUACAUGAUUUAUACGAGAGGAAAUAAAAGAGACUUUGAUCGAAUUGCUGCGGCUGGAAAUCCUGGAUGGAGUUUCGAUCAUAUUUUACCGCUUUAUCAGAAAAUCGAAAGAUCUUUGGUCGAACCCAUGGACGAUACCGAUUCUUUUGGCAAAACGGGCCUAUUACAAAUCGAAGAAGCGAGGUUUCGAACACCGAUCGCACGUGCAUUCGUAGAAAGCGCAAUACGUUUGAAUUAUUCGCACGUGAAUUACAAUAGUGGUGAUCAAAUUGGCGUUUCUUAUUUACAUUCGUCCACUAAAAAUGGUUGGCGCCAAACGGCUGCAAGAGCAUUCUUGUCACCAAUUCGAAACCGGCCGAAUUUGGAUAUAUCGCUACGGACAUGGGCUACUAAACUACUGUUCAACGUAAACGGUGAUCAAGUCAAGGCCAUCAAAUUCGUUCGAAAUAGACGUGAAUACACGGUUAAGGUGCGCAAAGAAGUGAUCCUGGCCGCUGGUGCAUUUGAGACCCCAAAGCUUCUGAUGCUAUCGGGAAUUGGACCGGAGGAACACCUCAAAGACUUGAAUAUAAAAGUAAUAAAGAAUCUACCAGUGGGACAAACUCUGCAUGAGCAUAUGGCGGUUUUCGGACCCAUUUUCACGGCUGACAAUGUUACCGAUGGUCUUGUCAACAUGAAUGAUGUUCUUCAAUUAAAGCCAAUAUUUGAAAUGUUGGAAGGCAAAGGACCAAUGACAUCAACAGGCAUUGAAUCGUUGUUGUAUAUGAAAACGAAUAAUUCCAUAAGCUCAGAUCCUGGGUAUCCUGACAUUGAACUACUGCAAUCUUUUGCUACUAUAGCAUUUGACACUUCACAGGGUACACGCGAGGGAAUCCGAUUGUCUCAAGAAGCGUAUGAUGCGGUUUUUAAGCCACUUGAAAAUCGGCGAUCGUUUCAGGUGUUACCAAUGUUACUUCAUCCGCGCAGUAAAGGCCAUUUGCGGCUGAAAAGUCGAAAUCCAUUCCAUCAUCCAUUGAUGUACCCAAACUUUUUCGCGGACUCCCGUGAUAUAGACACAUUGCUCGAUGGGAUUCGUGAGAUAAUCAAAAUCGCACAACAGCCAGAAUUUAAAGCGCUCGGCGUAGAAUUGUAUAAUGCUACAUUUCCCGGAUGUGAUACAACCGAAUUCAAUUCCGAUGAAUAUUGGCGAUGCUACAUCAGACAUCUGUCGGCUACGCUUCACCAUCAGGUGGGUACUUGCAAAAUGGGACCGCAUUCAGAUCAAACAGCUGUUGUCGAUUCACAUGGACGGGUGCACGGGUUCAGAAAUCUUCGUGUGGCUGACAUAAGUAUUCUUCCAGAAUCACCGUCGGGACAUACGGCUGCAUUCAGUUUUGUGAUUGGCGAGAAAAUCGCUGAUAUCAUUCGCACUGAUUCGUUACCAAAGGAGUCAAACAUACAAAGAUUGACACGAAUACGGAAAUCUCUUGAUUGGCUAUACCAGGACCCGGAGCACACGACAGAAGUCAAACCAGUCACAACAACUGCAACCAAACGCCUAGUGCUGAAUCAACCGUUUACAACAGCCACUCCAAAGCAAACAAUGAAUGCGGAUGUGAUGCAUGCACUGCAUUCGUUGAACAUGUCCGCUAUACAUGAAAAUAGUCAACAAUUUAAACACUCAACGGUUGGUGAUGUUGGCGUUAUUCUAUGGGGUUCACCCAUGGUGACAAAAACAAUAGACUUCAAAUCUAAAUUGGCUGAACUUUCAAACUCAACGAGUGCCAAUGAAACAAAACGCUUUGAAUUGAAACAACGAAUAAUAAAACCGACCAGUACUACUAUAAAAACUACCACAUUGCUUGCGGUGACCGAGAAUUUGAUUGAAUCGGUGACUGACGAAAAGAAUAAAGAGGAAAAUGAUGACGAGACUAAAACUCUACUGACCUCGUCUUUUGAAAAUGCAACAAGAUCAAACGAAACUGUUACAAUAAAGGUUGAACCGGUUGAAAAGACGACCGUUGAGUCAUCAACAAAACUGUCUAACAUGGAUAGGAUAAUGGCCACGGCGCCGUCACUCAAUGAAGAUGCAGUUAAUACUUAUAAAUUGAAGGAAAUUGAAAAGCGUCGAAAUUCCAAGGUCAAGUUUGCAAAAGAAUACCAUUCGGAACCUACAAAUUUAACAAGUGUUCCAAAUGAAAAUGCAACAGAUUCUUCUAUCGAAAAUACGACGACUAAAUUGCUGCACCAAAACAUCGAACCCACAAGUUGAUAUGAGUAAUUUGAGUGAGAGUCAAGCCAAGAAAACUGCCAUUUGAUCAAUGUGAAUGUUCCAAAUUAAUAUCAAAUAUAACGAAAUAAAUUCCUAUUUCAUUGUG